AUGCAGAAAGGGGAGAAGUUGAAAGAAGGAUGUGAUGUCACCGAGGAUCGAAACUCUAAACCUUGCGCACUGAAGAAGCUCACUAACUAUAUGUGCCAUCAUGUUAUCACAGGUGAUUUGGGCAUGUAACUGUUAUAUCCUGACUUAAUUUUGUUAUUGUUGUGUUAUAUUGCACUAAGUUACGUCAUAGUCGUGUUACGUGUACAUGGAUGUGCUUGCACAGUGAGUGAGAACUAGGAAUAAAAUAAGACCAGAAUGCUCAUGUUCAAUGCUCGCGUCGUUUCAUAAUUUCGUCCUUGGAUUUCUAAGUUAUGACAUCUGGUGACGAGGAUGGGAUCACUUUGUGUUAUACGGCUAUUUCGUGCUAUUUCCUACACCGUAUGAUCUUACUUCACUUUGUUUCGUUCGUUUGUGCUUUCGCACACGUACUCGCUGGUACGUUUGGAAAUCCCGCCAUUGCUUCACCCUUGCUCGGUUCUGUUGGUGAAUUUGAUCCGUCCUCUGAGACUUUUACUGCUUACCUCAAAAGACUUGACCAGUUCUUUGUGGCCAACGAUAUUGGAAAAUGUGCUGAUGAUGCCACUGCGACUGUUGUUCGGGCAGCUAAUCAGAAAAAGGUCGCCGUGAUGAUCUCCGUCAUUGGUAAGAAGACAUACAGCACUCUCCGCGAUUUGUGCAGCCCUGAAAACCCGAAGGAAAAAACAUUUGAGGUAUUAUGUGAACUACUACAACACUUCAAGCCCAAACGAUUGGACAUUGCCGAAUCCUACAGAUUUCAUCGAUGUUGUCAAGAAAAAAAUGAGAGCGUGUCGGUUCACAGUGCUUGU
Molecule: messenger RNA, 827 nt
Organism: Porites evermanni
Lineage: Eukaryota; Metazoa; Cnidaria; Anthozoa; Scleractinia; Poritidae
Source: the annotation of a GenBank genome assembly